GCAGCUUUCUGGCUUUACAGGAGUUAGCAUUGAGGGAACAGCGAGUGCUUGGAGAGUUAGUGACAAUAGCACCUAGGAUUCUAAUCCCUCACUGUGCCAGGCACUGUGCUGAGCCACUUAUCUACUUCAUGUGAUUCUCACAACGACCUAAUGGGGUUGAAUUGACCAAAGCAAUGGUUAUGGAGAAGCCUAGUCCCCUGCUGGUCGGGCGGGAGUUUGUGAGACAGUAUUACACACUGCUGAACCAGGCCCCAGACAUGCUACAUAGAUUUUAUGGAAAGAACUCUUCCUAUGUUCAUGGGGGAUUGGAUUCAAAUGGAAAGCCAGCAGAUGCAGUCUAUGGACAGAAAGAAAUUCACAGGAAGGUGAUGUCACAAAACUUCACCAACUGCCACACUAAGAUUCGCCAUGUUGAUGCUCAUGCUACUCUAAAUGAUGGUGUGGUGGUCCAGGUGAUGGGUCUUUUAUCAAACAACAACCAGGCUUUGCGGAGAUUCAUGCAAACAUUUGUCCUUGCCCCGGAGGGCUCUGUUGCAAAUAAAUUCUAUGUUCAUAAUGAUAUCUUCAGAUACCAAGAUGAGGUCUUUGGUGGCUUUGUCACUGAGCCUCAGGAGGAAUCUGAGGAAGAAGUAGAGGAGCCUGAAGAAAGACAGCAAACACCUGAGGUGGUACCUGAUGAUUCUGGAACUUUCUAUGAUCAGACUGUCAGCAAUGACUUGGAAGAACAUUUAGAGGAGCCUGUUGCUGAACCAGAGCCUGAUCCUGAACCAGAACCAGAGCAAGAACCCGCAUCUGAAAUCCAAGAGGAAAAGUCUGAGCCGGUAUUAGAAGAACCUGCUCCUGAGGAUGCUCAGAAGAGUUCUUCUCCAGCACCUACAGAUAUAGCUCAAACAGUACAGGAAGACUUGAGGACAUUUUCUUGGGCAUCUGUGACCAGUAAGAACCUUCCUCCCAGUGGAGCUGUUCCUGUUACUGGAAUACCACCUCACGUAGUUAAAGUACCAGCUUCACAGCCCCGUCCAGAGUCUAAGCCUGAAUCUCAGAUUCCACCACAGAGGCCUCAGAGGGAUCAACGAGUACGAGAGCAACGAAUAAAUAUUCCUCCUCAGAGGGGACCCAGACCAAUCCGUGAGGCUGGUGAGCAAGGUGAUAUUGAGCCCCGAAGAAUUGUGAGACAUCCUGAUAGUCACCAACUCUUCAUUGGCAACCUGCCUCAUGAAGUGGACAAAUCAGAACUUAAAGAUUUCUUUCAAAAUUAUGGGAAUGUGGUGGAGCUGCGCAUAAACAGUGGUGGAAAAUUACCCAAUUUUGGUUUUGUUGUAUUCGAUGAUUCUGAGCCUGUUCAGAAAGUUCUUAGUAACAGACCAAUCAUGUUCAGAGGUGAAGUCCGACUGAAUGUGGAAGAGAAGAAGACUCGAGCUGCUCGGGAAGGGGACCGUCGAGAUAACCGCCUGCGGGGACCUGGAGGCCCUCGAGGUGGGCUGGGCGGUGGAAUGAGAGGCCCUCCCCGUGGAGGCAUGGUGCAGAAACCAGGAUUUGGAGUGGGAAGGGGGAUUGCUCCACGGCAGUGAAUUGCUCUUCACUGGUCUUCAUGAAGCAUAAAAACCCCAGCUUCUGCAGAAUGGUGAAUUUCUUCAACCAGCCUUUGUUAUCUUGGAGUAUGAUGAUCCUAGUCUUAUAAACUGCUUAAGUUUGUACAAUUUUACUUCUUUUUGUGUUAAUGGUGUGUGCUCCUUCCCUUUUCCCUUCUCCUGGCCUUUUAGUCCUUCACUUCCAGUUUUGUGGAACGCUAUUUUAGGAGUAACGAAUUUUUAAAGAAGAAAAAACGAAAAGACUGAAUUUCCUUGCUUACUUUGCAUAUACAGACUGGAAUUUUUUUUUUUUUUAAACAGCCAUUUCCCCAAAGGAAUGUGUCUUGCUUAUUACUGACAUUUGGUAUGUUUCAUUCAUUGGAAUAUUUCUUACUUAUUUUCUACAUGUUUCAAAACCUGUGAGGAAUGCAGGAUUUGAUAAGCAUUUUGGAGGCAGGAAAAAUCCAAAUUGUUUAUUCUUUGAGAGUUACGACUACCUUCUGAUGUGGAAAAAUUGCCAUUGGAAAAUUUGACAUUUGAUUCUCCCUGAUGUGGUUAAAAACUGAAUAAAAGGUGUUAAUAGAACUUUUUUCUUUUGAUAUGUGAUCACAAAAUAAUUCUAAAACCUACUGUUUUUACCAUUGAAAUUUAAAUUGUGAGAUAGGUUUUAAAUGUCUAGAAUGCAAUUAAUAGGCUUUUCUUGAACUGUUAGAUUCUUUUGAAGUAGAGUUUUUUCAUGUUUCAUUUGUAUUUGUUUAAAAAAAAAAAAGAAGAAAAAUCCCCCCAACCAAAUAACAACCAGAGCAAAAACUGU
This is a messenger RNA of Marmota monax (woodchuck), 2385 nucleotides long. It is a transcript of the gene G3bp1, whose product is annotated as G3BP stress granule assembly factor 1. NCBI's taxonomy places the organism in Eukaryota, Metazoa, Chordata, Mammalia, Rodentia, Sciuridae. The transcript has 12 exons. The record is from RefSeq and is a predicted model, not a curated record. Gene Ontology annotation, cellular component: cytosol; ribonucleoprotein complex. Gene Ontology annotation, molecular function: mRNA binding. The coding region runs from base 174 to 1571 and encodes 465 amino acids.